GUUAACAUAUCAAAAUUAAAGUGCAAUUUUAAUAAUAUACUUUGUAAACAAAUUAGCUUAUGAACUAGUGAACUGGUGAUCAUUUUAUAACUUUGUAUUCAACGAUUUUCUAUUUAUAUUGCAUAAGUUAUGGGAACAACACUGGAACUAGAAAUGACAACAACAACCUGUCGCAUUUGUCUACACAAUCAGAGCCACGAAAGGGAUCAAUCAUCAAUGUUUCCAAUUUUUAUAGAUCCAAAUGAAGAUACGUCACCCAUCUGCCAUAAAAUCAGUAUGUGCACAGGUAUUCAUAUCACGCAUCACGAGAAGCUACCAUCGUUAAUAUGCAAAAAUUGCCUGACAUUUCUUAACAUUGCCUAUAAAUUUCGUUCAAUGUGUCUUAACUCUCAAAGUUUUCUUCAAGAAUAUGUCUGCGUUUGGAGUUCGGAUAAUUCACCGAAGGCCCAUACAAAAGUAGAUAAUGUCAAAACAUCUGUAGAAAAUCAACGACAACAACAACAAGAAAAGCAAAAUGAAGAAAAUGAUCGCAUAGUGGGCGAAAUCGAAACCAACUCUUUAGAUACUCAACUAAAUCAAGAAGAAUCCCGUUCAUCUUUUCUGCCUGCAGAUUGUUAUGAAGAGUGUUGGCUAGAAGGAGAGGAGAGUGAAAACACAAUAACAGAGCCAGAGCAAAAAAAGAUUACAAACCCACAACCCCAUGUAGAGGUUGCAAAUAUAGUUGAAAAUAACGAAGCUAAAAGUAGUACUGCAAAUGUUCCAUCAAAAAUUCUGGGGCUAUCAUCCGAUGGUGGAGCCGUUAUUGUUGAGACUGAUGCUGCGUUAUCGAAAAAAGACAGCAAGACAUCAAAAAAGCCGUAUGUAUGUGAUAUAUGUGGCAAUGUCUAUGAUCGUAGGUAUUCUUUGCAAGCCCAUAUACGACGACAUCGUGAUGAAAAACCAUUUGAGUGCGAACUAUGUGGUCAAUCAUUUCACUGCAACUUUGAAUUAUCCCGCCAUAUACGAAAACAUACGGGUUUAAGACCCUAUGUAUGUGUUUACUGCAAACGAUCAUUUGGAGAUCGGUCGACACUAAUUAAACAUGAAAGAAUACACAGAAAUGAGCGACCCUAUUCAUGUGAAACUUGUGGCAAAACAUUUACAUACUCCAGUGUCCUUAAAGUCCACCAACUAACACAUACCGGUGAAAAACCUUUUAAUUGUGAGCUUUGCGGCAAACGGUUUUCAAGAUCUCAUCAUUUGAGAGCUCAUUUGGAUACGUUGCAGCAUUUAAACGAUCCGCGUUCGAAAACAUUAUUGAAACAAAUGAAACGAGAGGAGGAGAAUAUGAACAUUAAUGUGGAAAAUGUUCCUUAAAUUUAAAGGUUUUCUUUACAAUUUUUUUAUACCUAUCACCAAGGGAUGGGUUAUAUUAAUUUUGUCAUUCCGUUUGCAACACAUCAAAAUAUCCAUUUCCGACCCUAUGAAGUAUAUAUAUUCUUGAUCUGCGUAAAAACUUAAGACGAUCUAAACAUAUCCGUCUGUCUGUUGAAAUCACGCUACGGUCUUUAAAAAUACAGAUAUUGAGCUGAA
Stomoxys calcitrans (stable fly) is the source of this 1572-nucleotide messenger RNA. Its product is annotated as histone-lysine N-methyltransferase PRDM9. The coding region runs from base 130 to 1356 and encodes 408 amino acids. The transcript is spliced from 6 exons. Gene Ontology annotation, cellular component: nucleus. NCBI's taxonomy places the organism in Eukaryota, Metazoa, Arthropoda, Insecta, Diptera, Muscidae. Gene Ontology annotation, biological process: regulation of transcription by RNA polymerase II. Gene Ontology annotation, molecular function: RNA polymerase II cis-regulatory region sequence-specific DNA binding; DNA-binding transcription factor activity, RNA polymerase II-specific; zinc ion binding. The record is from RefSeq and is a predicted model, not a curated record.